Messenger RNA from Annulohypoxylon maeteangense, 922 nucleotides. RefSeq lists its product as uncharacterized. The transcript is spliced from 4 exons. Bases 1 to 906 code for a protein of 301 amino acids. Lineage: Eukaryota; Fungi; Ascomycota; Sordariomycetes; Xylariales; Hypoxylaceae. The record is from RefSeq and is a predicted model, not a curated record.
AUGGAGUCCGAACAUCAGCAAAGACAACCAAAAGGUUACUCAAAGCUGGCUGGCUUCAUGGUGCAUCGUAAUCAUGUCAUUGUUAAACAAUUCCGCGAAUUGGCGGUUAAGGACCUCCUUUAUUUGCAAGCCGAAUUAUGCGAUUUACAGUAUGAUUUUGAUCAUCAAUCUAGAAUCGAUGUGAACUCUCAGAAUGAGAAAACACGGCUAUAUGAUCGAGAAUGGUGUCAUCUCAGGUAUGCAGCUGGUGGCGGUGGGAAACAGUGGCAACUUGCCCUCCAAAUCCGAGAAAAGCUCCGCGAGUACUACUCGGCGAUUCAACAAUACCAAAAUGUUAGAGCAUUGCCGCAGCCUAGCAAUCGACGACGUGAGAUCGUGCAUUCAUACACCCUCAGCUCUACCCUUGGUGGUGAUUGUGACUUCCUCGGUCGGGAUCUCAGCAAUGUGUUCCCAUACCCUUCGGUGUAUUCCAACCAACACAGGAAUGAUAUGGUGUUCCUGGGCGACGAACCGGGAAAUGAUGACUUCCUAGCAAGAUUCAUUGUGGGUCCUGCUCUGAAGGCCUUUCAUAUAUGCUGGAGGUCAAUGAAGACGCCUGUACCUGAUUUAGAGAGUCAGGGUCCAGGAGCCUACACUACUCUAUAUCAGUACUCAGAUACCAAAAUUCGAAUUGUCGUGCAUACUCUUGGUUCCAUCAUGUCCACUAUCGUCCCAAUGGUUUCCAUUAUCGUCCUCUAUUCUGUCGACAGCAUGCCCCUGCGACUUGGUUUAGUGAGCAUUUUCAGCGUAAUCUUUUCAGCGGCCAUGAGCCUGGUUACGAAUGCUAAGAGGGUGGAAAUAUUUGCUGCUGUGGCUGCAUUUGCCAGUGUGCAGGUUGUCUUCAUAUCGACAACUCGGAACCCUUAGGUUCCAUAUCUCUAAC